Molecule: messenger RNA, 8564 nt
Organism: Hydractinia symbiolongicarpus
Lineage: Eukaryota; Metazoa; Cnidaria; Hydrozoa; Anthoathecata; Hydractiniidae
Product: protein sidekick-2-like
Exons: 35
Coding region: 85-7233 (2382 amino acids)
Biological process (GO): cell-cell adhesion
Molecular function (GO): protein binding
Source: RefSeq, a predicted model, not a curated record
UAGACAACGUUCUACUUCCAACUUUGAAAAGACAUUAAGAUAAAACUUCCUGAUUGCUUUUUUUAGUUAUAAAUAAAAUGAAAAAUGAAAACACAUAGCAUGGACAUUAUCUUUUUGCUGAUAAAUUUGGCUGGUGUGACCUUUUGCUUUUCACCUUCAAUAUUUAUCAACUUGCCUAAAGAUGAAACAGUAAUAGAAUUAGAUACAUCCUUGUCUCUUCCAUGCUCAGCUUCUGGGAAUCCACAGCCAAAAAUUGUCAACUGGCUCUUUAACGAUAACCCCAUUAAUUUCGGAACCAGUGCCUAUAGUUUAAAAGCGAACGGUGAUUUGUACAUCCUGAAGGCUUCGAAGCGAGAUGCUGGUUAUUAUCAAUGUGUUGCAAGUAAUUCUGUUGGUGGUGUAGUCUCGGAAAAACGGAAAGUUAUAGUUGCUUAUUUCAAAAAAUUGCUACCCCAAACUGUUGAACGCAUCACAAGAAAACGUGACAGUUUUUUUCUGGCUGCGCCACCUCAAAUUGAAAGCUAUCCAAAACCAAAGUAUAUUUGGAAGAAAGAUGGCGUAGAAAUUGUUGAAGAUGAGCGAAAAAGUAUCAGUGCUGAUGGAGAUUUGGUCAUAUCUAAUCUGCAGAACGGCGAUAGUGGAUCGUAUCAUCUGAUCAUUGAAAAUACAUUUCUUAAAAACAAAAAUGUUGCCUAUAGCAGUCAGACAGCGAAAGAAGUAGCUUUGUCAGUGUAUGAUAGGGAAACUUCCAACUAUGUCAAAAUUGUCUACUCUUCAAAGAAACAAACAGCUGGUGAACAAAAAACUAUGAAAGUGGUGUUGGAAUGUUUUAUAAGUGCCCUACCACUUAACACUGUCCAAAUUUCUUGGAAGAAGGUGAAACUAAACAACGCAGUCAUUGAUGUGCCAAUAAGCUCGAAGUAUAAGCGUCUUAACAAUGGGAGGCGUUUAGAAAUUUACAAGCCAACGUUUGAUGCAGAUAAUGGUGUAUUUAAGUGUGCACCUGUGAUAGGUAUUAAUGUCCAAACUACAGCUGACAUCGAAUUGGAUGUAUUUUCCAUACCUCAAUUUGGUCUUAAACCACAAAAUGUAAGAGGCUUCACAGACAAUUCUACAAACUUAAAUUGCACUAGUGUUGGCUACCCGUCUCGUAUAACCCGGUGGUAUAGGAAUGGUAUUCCUGUAGUUAAUGAUGAUAAUCACUUCAUUCAUGCUAACAACACUUUAUCAUUAAAGAAACUAAAUUGGGAAGACCAGGGAGUGUUUCAAUGCGCUGCUGAUAACUUUGCUGCAAUUAAGUUUGCCCAAGUGCAAGUCGAAGUCCAAAAUGUGAGUGCGAAAAUUGAGAAUGAGUUUCAAGAUAUCUUCGUUGGUUAUGACACCACUGUCAUAGUACCCUGUGUGGCCACAGGUGCUCCCAAACCACUUGUUUACUGGACAAUAAAUUCAACUAGACUGCUAUUGCCAAAGCCUAAAUACACUUUGGAAAGCAAUGGUUCCCUUAUCAUAACUAGGAUGAGUGAUGCAGAAAGUGGUGUCUAUGAAUGUGUUGCCAAUAAUAGAUUUAAUAUUGCACGUAAAAGUUGCAGAGUUUGGGUUGUAGUCAAAACAAGAAUUGUUAAAUUUCCACCGCGUGAGUUUAAAGUUCAAAAAGGAGACAAUGCCGAACUCCCUUGCAUGGUGGAACAUGACCCGAAUAUAAAGUAUACCCGUGAAUGGAGGCACAAUAACUUGCCGGUAAAAAAUGAGCGAUAUGUUGUAAAAGAAGAUGGAACGCUGGUUGUCAAUCUUGCACAAGAAUCUGACACAGGCAUAGACUUUUCUUGCCACGUCUUUUCGAGUGGUGGAAAUGUUAGCAUUUACACAUUACUGGUGAUUGUUCAAUUACCUCUUGAACCAUCAUCACCAAGACCAGUAGAAGUGCAGGCUCAUACCAUCAAGUUAGAAUGGGAUAUCCCUGCAGAUGGUGGCAGUCCUUUGACAAAAUAUCAAUUAUACAUAAAGAAUGAAACCAUGACAAAAUUUGAAUUAUUUGCACAACCUCCAGCAAAUACUUCGUCAAUAAUAAUAAACAAUUUGCGUCCUGGUGCUCGGUUUAAAUUUAAAGUUGCGGCAAGAAACAAGUUUGGGGUGGGCAAAAGCAGCCCAGAAACUGCGUGGAUUCAGACCAAAACUUUGGCUCCUUCUGCAGCACCAUAUGGGUUAAAAGCUCAUUCUUCUGGCAUGCAUUCAGUAUCAUUAUCAUGGGAAAUUCCCCCUCAAAAUACUCACAAUGGUAGACUACUUGGCUACUACAUUGGUUUUCGUCUUUCUGGUAGCACAAAAGAUUAUAACUUGCGAAAAGUCUUGGGUGGUGAUUCGAAAACACACACCAUAAAGAACUUGCCAAUUUCUACACAAUAUGAGAUCAGAAUUGCUGCUUUUAAUGACGCUGGUACAGGACAGUGGAGUGCGCCGCAAUAUUUUGAAACAAGCCAAGGAACUCCUGCUAUGCCACCAACGGAUGUGUCUGUUUCGGUUUUUAACGACACAUCAGUUGAAAUCGCAUGCAACCUACCACCACAAGCAUCAUGGAAUGGAAAAUUGAGUAGACUUGUGGCACACACAUGGCAUCCGACCAAACCACGUGAACAGAGUAUAUACACAGCACCAUAUGACCCUUCAUCUCUUAAACAUCAAAAGUUUUUAUUGCCUAACUUAUCACCAGACACAGAAUAUGCGUUGGCUGUAGCUGUGGGUACUACCGGUGGAAUUGGACCGCUAAGUGGCGAAGUCCAAUUUAAGACCAGUGAAGGAGUACCUGAUUCAGUGAGAGAUCUUCAAGUUCUGGGAAUCUAUUCGGAUGCAUUUUCAGUAAGUUGGAAAGAACCGAAGCGACCAGCAGGUGUUUUACGUGGAUAUAGAGUACAAUACCGAAGAUACAAUAUUGGCUACUGGAGUAAGCCGUUGGAAGAACCAGCAACUGCGAAAGGUGCAGUUAUAUCCAACCUUCAACCCUUGACAAGAUACGAAGUAAAAGUGGUGGCAUAUACUGCUAAAGGUGAAGGAAGUCCAAUGAGCGCCUCUGUGACAACUAUAAAUACACCUGUUCUUCCAAAAGCGCCCUCCCAACUUCGAGCAAUCGACACAUGGGGUACUAACAUGUCACUUGGCUGGAUACCUGGCGAUAGUGGACGAGCUGUCAUUUUGUAUUAUCUCAUUGAGUACAACAACGAUACUGAUUACAAUCGCAACCCAAGUGCUGCAAAAUGGCGCAUCAUACGCAACCUGACAAAGAUACUUGAGAAUCCAGCCAACUUGACGCAUUUGAAACCGAGUACGGUUUAUCGCUUUCGAAUGAAGGCUUUUAAUCGUGUUGGUUCAAGUCCAUACAGCAAUAUAUCAGAUGAUAUACUGACUGGUGAAGGGAUACCGUCCCAGGCUCCUCUAAAGAUAACAGCAUCUGCUCCUGAGAGACAAGCAUUACUCAUUAAAUGGACGCCACCUUCAAAGGAUUCCUGGAACAGCGGUUCCAUUAAAUAUCAAUUUCUCGUCAAACCAAAGGAUCAAGAUUUGAAAAUCAAAACUCCAUACAAAGAGCUUCCCGCUACACAAGCCACUUCAUAUAUGGCAAGGGGCUUACAAAAAUAUACAAUGUACAACAUCACAAUAAGAUUGUUCAAUGAAAAGGGUUAUGGCCCAUGGUCGCGUCCCAUUUUUGCAAGAACAUCAGAAGAUUUUCCCGCGGGAGCACCAACCAAUGUUGUUGUUAUGGUUAUUGACUCAUCAAGCGUGAGAGUCAAUUGGGGUCCAGUCCCAGAAAAUCAACGUAAUGGAGUUGUAUUGGGAUAUAAGGUGUAUUAUCAAAUGAAAAAUCAGCCAGAAACUGAACUGUUUAAGCAGUUUGAUGGCAACACGACUUAUACAGGUGUCAUUAACCACUUGGCAGGAUAUACAGACUAUGAAUUUCGACUUUUAGCAUACACUAAGGUGGGUGGUAGAUUUAAGAGCAGCCCAGUCACAGUCAAGACGCACAGAGGAGUACCUGGAAAACCAAGAGAUGUAAGAUUCAAUCCCGUCACAUACACCAUGGUGACAGUGCGUUGGAAUAUACCCGCACGACCAAACGGUGAUAUUCUAUUUUAUGAGGUGAAAUACAGACAAAAUGUUACAGGAGCCAAGUGGACUACUGUGAGAGAGUCCAUCGGCGCUUUCAGCAGGCAAGCUGAUAUUAAAGCGCUGGUCUUUAAUGCCUAUUACGUGUUUGAAAUCCGUGCCAAGUCAGCUGCUGGCUGGAGCGAAGCAGCUGUGGAGUAUUUACUUGUCACAACCGAUAGAGAAACGCCUGAGAGUCCUGUUAUAUUGGCCAUACCCUUAACUGCUGUCCGCACCCGAUCAAUUGUGGUUAGUUGGCGUCCUCGAUUUGAAGGUAAUUCUCCCAUACGUGCCUACAAUCUUCAGUACAGCAGAAAAUUUGAAGAGUGGAAGACAUAUAAGUUUGGCGUGCCACCUCUGGAAAACAUACCAGCCAGUACGAAUGAGCUUGAAGUGUUGGGUUUGGACCCUGCGAGUAGUUAUCAGUUCCGUGUGCGAGCUGCUAACGACAUUGGACCUAGUUCUUGGAGUGACAAGUCGAAAAUACAGACGACACAUCCAGAUGCUCUUCUUGGUGCUGCAUACAAUGUUCAUGUGCCAAGCAAAACACCAACUUCAUUAGUAAUCGCGUGGGAGCCUCCGAAACUUUCCGUUUAUAAACUACGAGGCUAUAAAAUAAAAUACAAAGAGUUGAGUGGUAUUGGUGGAUAUAAAGAAAUUCCGCUCACCGCCAACCAGUUGCAGCAUCGCAUAACUAACUUGAAGGUGUUCACUGCUUAUCAAGUCCAAAUGGGAGCGUACACUGACGAAGGGAAAGGGACGUUUACACCUUUCUACAUUUGGAGAACUGGAGAAGCGCUACCUGAAGCUGCACCAACAAACGUCAAAGUUGUAUCUCAAGGACCGAGCAAGAUCAGGAUCACUUGGGAAGCACCCAAGCUGGAGUCUGUUCGGGGUUAUACACUUGGUUUUAAGAUCGAAUCGGAGAGAGUAGAUGGAGCAUCCCGCAGACGUCGAAGUAUCCGCACUAAACGAGCACUGACAGCUGUAUGCACUGUCAUUCCUGCCAAGCAGACACAUUUAGCCGGUCCGUACACUACCGAGGUGACGUUGAAGAACUUGCGCAAGUUCACCAAGUAUAUCAUAACGGUACGUGUGUACAACUCGUUUGGAGACGGACCUAAAAGCAUCCCUGUUACUUUUAAUACACCGAAGGAUGUUCCUGGUCCACCCUAUAUUUUAUCGGAACGCGUGUACACAAACCUGAUCGAUAUCGACUUUGCCCAGCCUUGUGAACCGAACGGACAAAUUCUCGGAUAUAGAAUUCAGUAUCGUGAAAAAUUCGGGAAAAACGGGGAGCCCCUUUACUAUGGUCGAGAUGAUCUGCGCGUUAGAGUGAGUGACUUGAAGACAGACACGACCUACUUUUUGGAGCUGUCAGCUAAAACUUCGGUAGGCUACGGACAAAAGGCUACUAUUGAUUUUCAUACUAAAUUAUCGACGAGACCUCCGACCGCCCCAGGUGCCCCAUUGGUUUAUGAAAACAAGCCGGCUGUGCUUACAUUAAAGUGGGAAGAAGGAGACAAUGGAAAUAUGCCGAUCACUACAUUUUAUAUAAAGUACAGGAGAGAGGACGGUGAUUGGACGGAGCAUCGACCAAUCCAAUCAUCCGAGGUUAAAUACGACGAAUCUCUUGUUGUAUACAGUGUAUUGGGCUUGAAAAAUGACGUGGUGUACUAUUUCAAAGUUAAGUCGAAAACAGCUCUUGGCGAGUCUGAUUACGGACCAGUAUCUAAGCCUAUUCGUACAGCUAUGAUUCCAGCGAGCAACCAACCACUUCACGAAAAGGUGUGGUUUAUUUUCCUCCUCAUUAUCAUUGCUCUUCUCCUUAUCAUCAUCAUCGUUGUAUGCUGUUGGUAUCAUCAAUGUCGGUCUGCAAAAUACAAAACAAACAAAAAGCCGUAUACGAUGAGUAGCUUCGAAAUGGCAAUGGUGAGCAGUGGGGACGGGAACGAGAGUUCAGCGCGGUUGAUUCCUGGAUCGCAGAAUGGUUCCAGAAACGGCUCGAUUGCUCCUUCUGUAGCGUCAUCAAAAAGGCCCCCAAAGAAGUACAACGAGCGUCGAACAUCGGCAAACAGCCUAAUGAAAUCUGUCGACGCGUCGGACAACGACGCCGACAAAUCGUCUGAUGAAACAGAAUACGAAAGGCGAAGGAGCCGAAAUCAGCCGGAGAAUUCGAUUGCUAAUCAUUACUCGAACGAUCCGUUCCAUAAAAAUUGGAGAGACUCGAUGGACAAGAAAACAAAGAAAGCGAUUUUAGCCGAGUAUGGCCGUCGGUCGUCGCAAGCUUCUGUCAACACGCUAGAAGAGAAGAGGGCUGGUUCAGUGGAAUAUCUUGAUCGACCACGUGUCCGUCCUGGACGUCCAGAUUUAACUGAACGGAAAAAGCUAGCUCGCUCGGAGCCGUUUUUAGCAGACGAGACACCGGAAUCAGGUAGUAAACGUCCGGCACAUCAGCCGCGGAGACCUGGUAGACAACCGAUUGAUCGUGAUGUCGCACGUUCGGAACCGGAUUUGAACCGACCUCUGAGUCCACCGGAUAGUCAGGUGACGAGACAGCCUAGCUUUCUUCGUGCAACAGCGGGUAAUUCUGAUAACGAAAGUUUAAAUGAUGUUUAUGAACGACAGAAGAGUAAGCGCGAAAUGGCUAUGGACGAAGAUAACAACCGCAUGGACAAUUUCUACUUAAAUGGAGCCCCGCCGCCCUACGAUUAUUGUGCAGCUCCGCCUGCUUAUUCUCCGUCUGAGCAGGACGACGACAAAAUGUCCGACACGCCCUCCAACCGUGGUUACACGCCUAGAACUGGGCCGUACAAUCCGCCGAAAAAUCGAUUCAGCGAUUUCUCAGACAGUUCAGACGGCAGGACUAGCGGUAGAUUUAACCCGCCACCGCCGAGGCCUAACAAAAAUUACUAUAAUCCCCAACGUGAAUACGCACCACCGCAGAGACAGGACAGAAGUCCCGACCCACGCUAUCCACCUGAACCUGAGUUUUCACCGCGUGGAAAUUUCUCUCCUCCACAAAAUUCUCGAUUCGAUGACGAGUACCUCGACGAGGAUGAGUUGGAUGGUUACGAGCCAGAGUUGUCUUUGGUUUAAACAUUAUAACAGCCUUUGGUCGUGCUGCAUAAUGUUUCUCACUCCUAAACCAUGCUCACACGUACUGUAAUACAAAAGCGACGCCUGUCUGUAUUUGGAAAGAAAAGAAAAAACAUUUUCUAGCUAUCAGGCUUUGCACAUGUGUUUUAUUUAGGCUUGAUAUUAUUUGACUUUGGCGAGUUUGUACAACAUAAGUAGCGAUCACGAUGAUGCAACUUCUAUAUUUAAUGAAAGUGUUUACGACUUCUACUUUAGCCACGUUUCUUUAGUAAGCAUCCUAUAUUUAAAUGAUAAAAAACUGUCUUGAAGAUUUGAUAAUAAAAAUAAUAUGUUAGUAUGUCGCCACAUAUUUCGUUCACCUUAUUUUAACUCUGUUUACACUGUGAGAAAGUUUUUUAAUUUCGCUCUGUUUACAUUGUGAGGGAGUUUGUUUUUAUUUAAACAAGCUAUGGCUUUAUUUUAUUUAACGCAACUCAAAAUAUUCUCUUUUUUAUUGUAUAAAACGCAAACUUUUUUUUAUUGACAGCGCAAAUUGGGGUAGGUUAUGAACCGCUUUGACUCUUCGCAUAGAAGACCUCUUGGCUUUUGCUGUGUCGUGUCUUUGUUAAGGUAUCCACCCAAAGUAAAUUUAAGCUGAAAAUUUUGAAAAUGAACACCGGGUAAAAAAAAAGCUUCGUCAUGCGUUUCCAAGAUUCUAUUCCAUUUGCGUGUCUAAAGGUAAUAAUUCGGUACCACAUAAUUAUUUUAUUGAUUAUAUUAUACAUAGGUUUGUUAAUUAUAAAAAAUUGUUUUUUGCAUUUUUUGAUGAUUAUAAUAUUUUUCUCAAUGUAUAUAUCUUAUUUUUAUAUCUGAUUAUUUUUUUUGUUGGUUUGUUUAUUAAUAUAAAUUGUUGCUUUUUCUAUAAUUUUUCGACAAAACCUGUUUCGCACGUACCACGACAAAUUUUGCUUUGUUGCUUUGUGACGUGUGUUUUGAAGGAAAGUAAGUCAGGAAUUUUAUUUUUAUUGUUACCAUUGCAAGGGAGGUGUAAAGCAGUGUUUUUUUCUCUUUCAUGGGCUUUCGAGUUUAAAUGAUCUUGCUUUUGAAAUAAACUUUUCUAUAAAAAGAUUUAAUUUUUUUUUAUAAAAGUUUUAUUUUAGCUUUUUCGUCAUCCAUAAAAUUGACACCUUUGUUCACUAACCAUUUGACUCUGCAUUUGCUCGAUUAGGCAACUUAAUUUUAUCCAAACACAGCGCAUGUACAUUGUAAAUUUACUGCUUACAUUUUUAUGGGUGAUGGCAAUGUGAUGUACGUACUAUGAUUUUUCAUUAAAAAAAAUUCCAUGGUUAUUA